UGUCAACAUUUCUGUUCAACAUUUAAAUUCUUAUAAGAAGUUUUAUGUUUCGCAGAAGUGAUGUGCAUAGUGAACGUGCGGCUUUAACAUAAAUAUUGCUUUGAAACAAGUAAAUUCAAUUGUAACUCUCCAGGUUUUUUGAAUCACAAAAUUAAAUCAAGCAUUGAUUUUUACGCAAUCUCAAACAACACAGGCAAACACAGUGGGUCAUCAGGAUUAAACCUCUGGCCAAAAAUGCGACACGCAAAUUUCAUCGCGAGAACCGUUCUGGUUCAGAACAACAACAUCGAGGAAGCCUGCCGGGUCCUGAAUCGAAUCCUGGGCAAGGAGGAAAUCUUCGAUCAGUUCCGACGCACACGGUUCUACGAGAAGCCGUACCAAACGCGGCGGCGUGUGAAUUUUGAACGCUGCAAAGCCAUCUAUAAUGAGGAUAUGAACCGGAAGAUUCAGUUUGUACUGCGCAAGAAUCGGGUUGAUCCGUUUCCCGGGUGUCAGUAAAGUUAUUUGUUAAUUAUAAUAUGUAGAAGUUUAUAACUGUUAA
Messenger RNA from Uranotaenia lowii, 541 nucleotides. RefSeq names its product 28S ribosomal protein S21, mitochondrial-like. The coding region runs from base 235 to 498 and encodes 87 amino acids. Gene Ontology annotation, cellular component: ribosome. The record is from RefSeq and is a predicted model, not a curated record. Gene Ontology annotation, molecular function: structural constituent of ribosome. The transcript has 2 exons. Gene Ontology annotation, biological process: translation. NCBI's taxonomy places the organism in Eukaryota, Metazoa, Arthropoda, Insecta, Diptera, Culicidae.